AAUAAAAUUGCUCUAUGGCUCAGAAGAGGAUAAUUUUAGGAUACUUUUUUUUCUUACAAAGUUAUAAUUCUUUUAAAGCAGUAAAAUAAGACAAAACCUAUAUAAAUUGGGUAUCACUGUAAUCGUGUUGACCUAGAGAAUAAAGAUAAUGUAUCAUUUUAUUCAAAGAACAAUUGGUCCAACAUAAAACAAACUCUUUUUUAUGUGUCUGUAGGUGGACAAUUGAAAGAUUUAUUGCUAUAAAUAUGCGAUGAGGAAAAAUAUGAAAAGGUAAAAUCGCUGUUUCCUCAAGGACCUGCUCUGUACUUGCUUUUUUUUAUAUGUAAUAUGCAGAGAAACUUUUAUAUUGCGCCAUAACUAUGUUGUGUUACAAAAUAAAAUACAUAUAUGAUGCUGCUCUCUUCCCAUAAAGGCACAAACAUCUUACAACCCCCUCCCUCCUAGAUCUUCUCAUUCAGCUCUACGGAGCCCAUGUGACCCUAACCACGUGAUGUUUUCAUAGUCCCUGCACCAGCUCUUUAAAAUAACCAUGGCUAAAGCUGAUUGGCUGGUGCGGGUCACAUGCUUGUUGGUCUCUAGGCUAUGAGUCAUACGGCGUGUGUUUCUGGUUGCUAGGAUGAGGGUCGCAGGGCUGCUUCCGGGAGAGGACGAGCUACUGCUCAUGCGCAGGUUUGAAUCUCUGCCAUUGAGUCCUGCAGAGGAGCGGGGUCCCCGGCUGAGCUGUAGGAUACGUGAACAGAACGUGCUGACCCUAUGUAAAGACACAGCAGGUACUACAGCAUAGAUAUAAUGCAGCAGUGGUCCCCAAAACUACAACUCCCAUCAUCAACAGCUGGAGGGCACAGCCACCAGUAUCACAGAACUCCGGUCCCUAGUGCAAUGCUCUUCCGGUUCAGGGACGUGACAUCAUAGGCCCAGUUUCUACUAAAAAAUGGUCAAUUGGUAAAAGAUGGAAAACAAUAAAAAACAUUGGAUUGAAGAGCUGUUCUCUCCACACUUCAGUGCAGAAAGUUUUGAGGCAGAACUGCUGAUAUCAGAAAAACAGGCGAAGGAGAGAGCCCAAAAGGUGGAAGCAAUCUACAAGGAUGUAUUGUGUGAAUUUCAGGAAAAUGAAACAAAGAAGAAAAGAGACCUCCUGUCUAAAAUGAUCAUUCACGAGUCUUCUGUGCAGGACCAGCCUGGUCCAGCCCAACAUGCCACCUGUGAGUCCUGUCAAAAAGCGAACAAUGAUUCUGCUUCAGCCAGUAAAAGCAGCAGGUAUUGUAUAUGGAAUGAGAAGGAAUUAAAUCUCUUAAGAUCUGAAAUGAAUGAAAAACAUUCUGAGGGAGCUCAUUUGAGCCUUCAGCUUAGUGCUUGCAAGCUUGAGAUAUCUGAAUUGAAGGCCAAACAAAAGGAGACUGAAAGGGAGUUGGAAGCUCUGAAAAUGGCAUUGGCAGCAUCAAAAAGAGCGAAUGAAUGUAAACGUGUUCUGAUAAAUGAACUGAAGAAAGAGGGAGAGAAAAAGGAGGCAAAUCUACAGGCCCUGAGGAAAGACAUGCAUAAAAAAUGUGCCGUGGUGCAGGAACUUACAACAAGCAUGAGUAAUGCCAGAGAGGAGAAACGACAUCUCCAGCUCCGAAAUACAGAACUGCAGCAGGAGAUGAGUACUUUACAGCAGCAACAGCAACUUAAAGUUAUCAUUGCUUCAGAAAAGACAAAACUCAGGUAUGAUGCACAAAUAAAGAAGCUGCAGCAGGAAAUAGAGACUCUUAAGGAAGAGAGGCGAGUAGAAAGACAUCAGCGUGGUCAGGAUGUUGCUGAACUGGAAUUCUUACGGAAACUCUACAUCAAUGAAAAAUGAUAUUUUUUGUAUAGAAAUGUAUAACCAAACUAAAAAAAACUUGUUGGCAUCUGUUUGAAAACAUGUCUUUCAUAACUAGGGGGAGCAGAGCCAUACCUGUAAGAACUGUCUUAGGAUGUAUUCACCUGCAUCAGAUUUGUUGCAGAAAUUUCUAUAUUUCAUCCAUCUGAAUGUGCAUGGAUUUUUUUGGAAACUAGACUCACAUAAAUGGGAGGAAAAAGGACAUUGCUGCAACAAAUCUGCUGCAUGAGCACUUUUAAAGGAGUUGUCUAGGGGGGGAAAAAUGUUACAUGUGGCUGGGGGUGACAUAAAAUUCAAAAAGGAUCUAUACUCACCUAC
Hyla sarda is the source of this 2179-nucleotide messenger RNA. RefSeq names its product coiled-coil domain containing 160 (gene CCDC160). The transcript has 3 exons. NCBI's taxonomy places the organism in Eukaryota, Metazoa, Chordata, Amphibia, Anura, Hylidae. The coding region runs from base 950 to 1840 and encodes 296 amino acids. The record is from RefSeq and is a predicted model, not a curated record.